Molecule: messenger RNA, 2208 nt
Organism: Glossina fuscipes
Lineage: Eukaryota; Metazoa; Arthropoda; Insecta; Diptera; Glossinidae
Gene: Brf
Product: transcription factor IIIB 90 kDa subunit
Exons: 7
Coding region: 176-2155 (659 amino acids)
Biological process (GO): transcription preinitiation complex assembly; DNA-templated transcription initiation; transcription by RNA polymerase III
Cellular component (GO): nucleus; transcription preinitiation complex; transcription factor TFIIIB complex
Molecular function (GO): RNA polymerase III general transcription initiation factor activity; TBP-class protein binding; RNA polymerase III type 3 promoter sequence-specific DNA binding
Source: RefSeq, a predicted model, not a curated record
AAACCAACAGACGAGAACAUGUGAUAUCGGUUAAGUUGUUAUUAUUAUUAAAGGAAAAAAAAAAAGAAUGACUUGUUUUCCGCAUGUAUUUGAACCGGCGAGAAGUGUAAAUUUUACUUAAAAAAAAGGAAAAAGUUGUAAAGCAAAGAAAAAAAAAAAAAUAAAUUAAACAAAUAUGUCUUCAGGUGUAAAGUGUCGUAAUUGUGGUUCGACAGAUAUCGAAGAAGAUAAUGCUCGCGGAGAUAGAGUUUGUACCAAUUGUGGUUCUGUUCUGGAAGAUUCUCUUAUCGUCUCAGAAGUGCAAUUCGAAGAUGCUGGUCAUGGUGCUGCUGCUAUUGGCCAAUUUGUUUCCGCUGACUCCGCAGGUGGCGCCACUAAUUAUGGUUAUGGAAAAUUUCAAGUUGGCUCCGGCUCCGAGUCCCGUGAGGUCACAAUAAAGAAAGCAAAAAAAGAGAUUACCCAUUUAUGUCAGCAGUUACAGCUAACUCAGCAUUACAUUGAUACGGCAUUGAAUUUCUUUCGUAUGGCAUUAAUACGCCAUUUAACUCGUGGCCGUAAAAGUACACAUAUAUAUGCGGCAUGUGUGUACAUUACUUGUCGCACCGAAGGCACAUCACAUUUAUUGAUUGACAUAAGUGACGUCCAACAAAUAUGCUCUUACGAAUUGGGACGCACCUAUUUGAAGCUAUCGAAUGCUUUAUGCAUUAAUAUACCAUCCGUUGAUCCUUGCCUGUAUAUAAUGCGGUUUGCAAAUCGUUUGCAGUUUGGAGCUAAAACGCAUGAAGUGUCAAUGACUGCUUUACGCAUUGUCCAACGAAUGAAAAAAGAUUCCAUACAUUCCGGCCGAAGGCCAACUGGUCUAUGUGGUGCUGCUCUUCUGAUUGCCGCCCGCAUGCAUGAAUUUAGCCGCACAAUAGUGGAUGUUGUCAAAAUUGUCAAAAUUCAUGAAUCUACUUUACGCAAAAGACUGACCGAGUUUGCUGACACACCUUCAAGUUCUCUAACCCUUGAUGAGUUCAUGUCGGUAGACUUAGAAGCUGAACAGGAUCCUCCGGCCUUUAAAGCGGCUCGUAAAAAAGAUCGCGAGCGUAUAAAAGAGAUUGGCGAAAACGAGUUAAGCGAACUGCAAAAGCAGAUUGAUUUAUAUUUGGAAAAAGAACAGUCAAAAUGUCAUCGCGGAAUUGUGAAGCGUUUAACCGGUUCAAGUGAUUUAAAUGAAGACGAUUUCGAGGACAAAGAAACAGCUGAAUUUAUAGAAAAAUCUAAUCUUGAGGCGAUACAAGAAUGCUUAGCCGGCAGCCCAGAGCUGGCAAAGGCUGCCCCUAAAUCGCAGAAGCUGGUAAUUGAAGGCCUCAAACCUGAUAUUGAAUCAAUUUGUCGUUUAACGGCUAGCGAAGUAAAGGAAUGCGAAGAGUCAAAAAAUCCACAAAGAGAUGAGGAACUCGAUUUAGAAGGUUUAGAUGACGAAGAGAUAAAUAAUUAUAUAUUAACGCACGAGGAGGCCGAAUAUAAAAAUCAAAUGUGGAAGGCUUUGAAUGCCGAAUACCUUAAGGAAAUGAAAGAAAAAGAAGAGAGAUUAGCGAAAGAGAAGGAGGAGGGUAAACCCGAGAAAAAGAAACGUAAACCCAGAAAGAAAGUUAUUGGCCCGUCGUCGACAGCGGGUGAAGCUAUAGAGAAAAUGCUACAAGAAAAAAAAAUUUCCACGAAAAUUAAUUAUGAGAUUUUGAGAACUCUAACGGAAGGUGCUAGUGGCGCGGCCAGCGGCAAAACUGAUAAUGCCUUACCAGGAGAUGUUGCAGAUCCAGAAGAGAAUAAAGAAGAAGCUAAAGUAAUAGAUCCUAAAGAUUUACCAGUUAUAGUGGAAACAGGUCCAAUACACCGCAAAACCGGGCGCGGCAAACCCAAUUACUCAAUACCUGGGCCGCCUGCGAAGAUGUCUAAAGUAGAAUUAGGUUUACCAGUGGCCGAACCCGAAUCGAAACAAGAACCAAUUGUUCUGGAUAAAGACGAUGUGGAUGAUGAAGAUCUCGAUGCUGAUUUGGAACCGGACGCUGAACCUGAACCUGACCCUGAAAAGGAGUAUUCUUCACUCAAGGAUAUGCUUAAUGAUGGUGAAGAUGACGACUAUUACGGAUACGAUGAAGAAAACUAUUAAUUUAUUGCAUAAAAUCAGUUAAUUCAUUAUUAAGUUAGUUUAAUUUAUUAUUA